Messenger RNA from Lingula anatina, 756 nucleotides. RefSeq names its product sulfotransferase 1C2-like. Gene Ontology annotation, molecular function: sulfotransferase activity. The record is from RefSeq and is a predicted model, not a curated record. Lineage: Eukaryota; Metazoa; Brachiopoda; Lingulata; Lingulida; Lingulidae.
AUGUUGUCCUCAGGGCGAGCAAAAUUGAGAGACUCGGUAAAAGUAGGCGCCAUGUUCCCGGAAGCAUGCACGCUCCAGGCGGCAGAUAAGAUGACGUCACCGCGUGUCCUCGAUACGCAUGUGCCCUUAAAACUUUUCCCAAAGGGGGCUUUAAAAUCCAAAAUAAUCUACACUGUUCGUAAUCCCAAGGACGCGUGCGUGUCUUUCUAUCACCAUCAGAAAGGCAUGUCGAUGUACAGGCUUGACAACGUAUCGUGGGAAGGCACGUUAGAGUUAAUGAUUAAUGGGAAAGCUUAUUACGGAAACUGGUUCGACCACGUGGAAGAAUGGUUGAAAGUUCUGGAGAACAAUUCAAACGCCCUCAUUGUGACGUACGAGGACAUGAAAAUGGAUUUUAAGAAACAAGUGCGCCGCGUGGCAGAAUUCCUGGGCUACAAACGGUCAGAUAAGUUCUACGAUGACGUAGCCAAGCUGUGUUCUUUUGGUUACAUGAAAAAAGAAAAGAGGGAAAUCAAAUCGGCAUGGAGCAAAGAAAGUGAAGGGAUCUACAGAAAAGCUUGGGAAGUAGAAGCAGCAUUCCAAAGCAUAGAGAAUGGGAAACAAGUAGUUGCCAUGAUGAAAGCCAUGCCAGCAAAAUCCUGCUCACUGGACCCACUGCCAACAUACUUAGUAAAGGAUUGCAUAGAAGCAGUAUUUCCAGCACUCAUGAAAAUAACAAAUACAUCUUUUGAGUCUGGAAUUUUUCCUGAUCUCUGA